AAAAUCUCGACUGAACCUUGGGUUGUUUAUGUUCCCCAAAUGUGUAGUAAAUUAGACGUUCAAGUGAAAGUUUUCGAGCCUCGAUUAGUGCGACGGGAUUCUUUGAGAUACGGUUUUCAUUGAUUCGCAAAAGUUUGCAAGAAAUAAUGUGAUACUAUGGCGGCAGAUUGCAUUAAAAGUUCGAGUGACUUCAACUCGCUAGUAAGCGUCAAACCUACAGCUCGCUGAUUGCGUCGCGCAAGGAUAUACUGCAGCAUGGGCGCAUUCGUGUGCGUGAGAGUGGAGGCAUUCAUUUAAGAAAAACAACAAUCGCGCAUCAGACGCUAUUUGGUCUAAUCGGAGGAUAUAAAUAGGAAUUAGGGACUGAUUGGCGCGUUGAUUUGAAUGUGUUCAAAAUGAUUUGCCAUGUUAUGAAAUAAGUGAAAUUUCGAUGUUUAAUUAGCUCGUGCAUUGCCCCAGCGAUUAAUUUUAAUUUGAUGCGGGGUCUCAUAUUGCUGAAUCGUGUGGAGAUAAUGACAGCUUUCUAGUUACAAACUGUUGCAUUUUGCGUUCGACUGUGUGAGUGCUAAAUGUAACGAACGAGGGUGCGAGAUUCGUACGUAUAGUAGAAAGGAAUGCAGACUUUAGAGCACAGCAUCGCAUAGCAAAAUAAGUGAAUGAUCGGAGAUCACCUCGGGCGAAAGUACGGCAAGCUGAAGAACGCAAAAAUUGUGUGGUGAAAUGAAGUUUACAUCGCUACAGUUUCUCAGUCUUCAUCGAUUUUGAAGAAAACACUGAUUGAUUUUGAGAUUUUAGGUCACGUAUUGGAACGAUCUGAAAUAUGCACGGUCAUCGGAGAAGGAAGAAACGCCCGAAUUACGGCAUUCGGAUGGUGGAGGUUAAUCGGGGAAUGAACGGAUUUGGGUUCACUAUUUCGGGGCAGCAGCCAUGCAUACUUUCGUGCAUUGUGAACAAUUCUCCAGCAGACUUGGCGGGUCUGAGAGCAGGAGAUUUUUUGAUAUCGGUAAACGGUAUGAACGUUUCUAAGUGGCCCCAUGAGGCGGUUGUGCAACUCAUCGGAAAUACGUAUGGAGCGAUAAAGAUGGCCAUUGCUGAGAACUAUUACUCGGAUAGUUCGGACGAAGACAUUCUAUUUCAAGGAAGUCAGCAGCGAGCACGACCGAAGUAUCCGCAUUAUAAGACAAAAAUGAACCGAGCGGCAGCUGUGGGGAAGCAAUCGAAUGUUGGAGGUAAUGUUCCGGUAGAAGAUCUGGUAGGCACCUGUGAGGAAGGAACAGCGAUAGGAGAAAACGAAUCCCCCACGGCAUACAAUGUUAUACAUAGUCCCAAUGCUAACAACAGCUGUGAUAUAUCCAAUGUUAGUGCAAUGGUCCGUUCGGUGAAUUUUACCCAAUCGCACGAUGAACCACAAGCUGGUACAUCACAUACCCAUCAGGACCAGGAAAUUUCAUUGGAAUAUAAGGCCAUCGUUGGGUAUCUGGGAACUAUAGAAAUGCCCAAACAGAUUGCCACUAGCUCGAAGCUACAAACAGUGCGAAGUUGCAUCAGGAAAAUGCGCCAGGAGAAGCGAAACCCAACAACCGUUCUGAUGACUAUUCUUCCAUCCUGCUUGAAUCUUAUAAACACGAGCAAUGCUGUGAUUGCAAAGUAUUCUGCAGUUCGAUUGAACUACGUGAGUAGCAGUAGUGAGAGUGAUAAUCGUUAUUUUGGCCUGGUGACAUCUGCGAUUUACGCAGAUGGGCUCAUGUGUGAGAAUUCGGAUAUACUAAACCAACGAAAGGAUGUGAUCAUAUCAAACAGUUGCCAUGUUUUUGCCAUUGAUUCGAAACUGGUGGAGCAUUCUGUUCACCUGGAUAAGGCUGAUAUUUUUAAAAUCAUGUGCACAAAAGAUCCUAUCUCCAAUCUUUGCUUGGAAUUUCCCUGCAGUUCAGAGUAUAUAGUGAAUUUAAUCCGAAGCAUGUACAAUUUAAAAGCUCCUAUUAAACCCGAAUGUACCUCCUACGGCAAACCUCCCGUCGCUAGGAGCCUCAAUCUGGAACAAGCGAUGCGUGUUUGCCAUCGAGGAUUGAACGAUCCGCGGUUGAAUUCAAGAGCAAUGGAUGAUCCCCAUGAUCUGUUGAUUUCGAACUCUCCUCAACCCAGCAAUCACAGUGAGAUAACGACAACAUCCAGUAAUUCUGACUCAGGCAUUGGCUUCCAUAACGAUUGCCGCAACAUCGCCGACCGUAUCCUGGUGGUGGACUUUCCGGGAAUUCCAAAUCAGAUCAGCAAUGUUCGAGCUCACUUUAGGAAGUCCCAUCCGUUUGGACCCACGUCCUGCCGGCCAGUUGGCAUAAUAAAUGAAAUUCCCCCCAAGUUGGAUCCGAUUCGAAAUAUUCGCUCCACAAGUGGGCCACAUAUUUUCCACGGGAAAUCUAAAUCAGCAGAUUAUAACAUUCCCUCCACCUCCGGAUUGGACCGAUUGACCGUGAGGGCGCGUCCCGAUCCUAAAUCAUUCGUUUCUGACCGUUCGCCUAGCAAAGACAACGCGCUGAACAGCAUCAACGAUGCUCAAUGCUCAAUGAAAAACGAACAGGCAUACUCGGACUUACCACAGCUGGAUAGUUGGACCAUCGGCAAAGUUGUGGAUGAUCUAGGAAAUGUUGUCCAAGAACGCCCGGUCGAUGUGCCGAAGCUGGAGGAAUCUUUUCUGGAUCUGGAGCGAUACAACAGCGAAAAUGUAAAAAAUACUCUCUUGGUGGCACGAUCAUGCGACGACAUGAUAAUGUCCAUCGAAAAAGAGAGCUGCGAAUCGAAGAUUCAACUCUCGGUUGAUGACAUAAGUCUGAUGAUGAAAAAAUCUAGUGCUUCUGGGCAAGAGGAGCAUGUGUUCCUUCAACCCUCAAAACCGGUGAAACGUUCGAAGAAGGCUUGCUCGCAUAAAAUCAGCAAACAAAAUUGUGCCGCGGAUGACAUCUCGGUGGGGUCGAACCGAUCCUCGCAGAACGGUGGUGACAAACUGAUGUCGUACAAGCUCAGCCCGAAAGUGUUCGGUCUCGCGAGACCAAUUUCGAUGAGUUUUGAGAACAUUUCCACCUCGAUGAAUGAUAUCGAUACGGGAAAAGCUUCCAAGGAUGAUAAGGACGAGCACUCGGGCGAGAAGAGAAGCCGGUCAUCGAGGAGGCUGAGCGGUGGGUUCUCAGCAAUCUGGGGAAGCCUACAGGAGCUUAGGAUGGGACCGAAGCAUGAAGAUAGUGCAGUGUUGGUGGAGCAAAUUGAAAAAGAUACCAAGAAGAAGGAGAGGCGAUUGAGCAGUUUCAAGAUGCUGGAAGGGACCUACAGUGAACCGGAUCUUCGAUACGAUGAGAGCAAACCCAUCAACCAGAACGCGUCGCCAUUUCGGCGAUGGGGCCAAUCUUCGCUGCGAUCACGAUCGGGUGAACAACGUACGCCGGGUUCCUCUCACAGGAGGCCAUCAUCCUUGGCGGCAUCCGAAAGUGAUGUGUACACAAAAUCCAUCGACGAUGAUUACAGCUCGACGAAAAGUGGAUACAACCCAUAUAACACUGAAGCUGUUGGCGCGGUAGCGGCAAAUGCACCACAAACUUGCGCUACCAGCAGCUCUGCGAGUGGCGUCGCUCAACCGGGGGUGGUAUCGUGGGGCACAUCGUUUGAAAAACUACUGGAAGACACUGCUGGGUUGCAUACGUUUUCGGAAUUUCUCAAGAAAGAAUUCUCUGCUGAAAACAUUUACUUCUGGACGGCUUGCGAGCGAUAUCGGCAACUAGCCGAUCGGGAAGAACGAGCCAAAGAAGCACAGACUAUUUUCGCCAAACAUUUAGAUUCCGGCUGUAGCGAACCAGUGAACGUGGAUUCAAUCGCACGUAAUAUCGCCCAGGAGAAUCUGCCACAGGCAGAGCAAACUUUAUUCGCUGCAGCACAGAAACAAAUUUUCAACCUGAUGAAGUUUGACAGUUAUCAGCGCUUCAUCAAGUCCGAUAUGUACAGAACGUGUUUGGAUGCGGAAACAAAAGCUCUACCGUUGCCAUAUCCGGGAGAGCAGUUGGAUCCGAUGUUGCGAACCAACUAUGCGAUACAACCUCCAACGAAACUGAAGAAAUCGUUGAGUAAUGCUGAAGACAGGAGGAGAAAAUCGUUGCUGCCGUGGCAUCGCAAGACCCGCUGUAAAUCCAAGGAUCGCGCGGACGCGGAAAGCAAGAAAGAGAGUGGUAAAUCAUCGCUUUCCAACGGGGCUGGUACCGGGAGUAGUAGCAACACCCUGAAGGUACUUUCGACAAAUUCUACUAGUGAUAUUCAUAGCUCCAGAAGUUCCUUAGCCAGCUUUGAUGCUGCAAUCGGAGGAAAAGCGUAUGAUCAGGACGACACUCGAAAUACUCUGUGCCGUGUGAUAUUAUCGAACGGGGCCACCACGGUGGUCCAAACACGUGCCAACGAAACCAUCAAGGAGCUGGUUGAACGGUUACUGGAAAAACGAGGGAUUGUAUACAACGCGUACGAAGCGUUUCUCGCCGGUAAUCACAAACCGCUGGAUCUGGAUGGACCAUCCUCUAGUCUAACCGGAAGGGAGGUAAAUAUCGACCAACGGGUGGUAUUCAAGCUGAGUUUACCGAACAGAAAAAUGAUUUCGGUGAAAAGUAAAGCAACCAAACCCCUAGGGGAUGUUUUGAGGCCAAUUCUGCUCAAAUACAAUUACGAAUUGGAUCAAAUGAAUGUGUAUUCAAAAGAUGUUUACCUGGAUAUGACAUAUCCGGUAACAUGCGUAGAUGGUCUGUGGUUGCAGGUUCGCAACGGCAAUGAAAAUGAUUUCCACCAGGAUCUGGCCCGUACAAUUGCUUCCCGAUCAGAGAGGGCAUACGCUAAUCAGCCACCAUCACUACCUAUAAUCGCAACCUCCCAACAUCAGCAAAUCAUCAACCACUUCCAGCAACAGCUUCACUAUCAGCAGUCCCAAACCCAACCCAAUAGUCUUAUGUUGUCGUCAACCAACGGAAAUGUACCGUUAAACAGUAAAAAUAUAGCAAAAAUGCAACCGAUACCGUACGGAGGUCAUCCCCAUAACAAUCACAACAACAAUAAUCACCUAAAAAGCAAGGAGGAGUCAAAAGACGAAGCCAAGCAGGAACUGAAUAUGUUGGAUGAGAUCACUAAUAAAGUAUUCAACGAACUGAUGAACGGGAAAAUUGUCAACGGCAAAGUACCGGAGGAUUGCACCUCGGAUAGUUCUUCCACGCGUAGGGACCGCUUCCGGAGACGAGGAUCAAAUGCACCCUCGGAAAGUGGACGUGGAGCGAAAAGCAAGAAGUGCUCUACCGCAGGCUCGGAAGAUGGAAGCGAAAGUGUGAAUAAUGUUGGUAUGAAAAAGCCGAUCAUCGCGAAACUCAAGGCAGGAGUUAAGCUGCAAAUUCCGACGAGAUCGCAGAAUGAUGAACUUCUGGAAGGGCUGAAACGUGCGCAACGUUCUCGUCUCGAGGAUCAGCGCGGGACCGAGAUUAAUUUUGAACUGCCGGAUUUUCUAAAAGAUAAGGAAAAUUUUACCAGUGCCAGCAAUGGUAACUCUGCUACGGGAUCUUCCUCGACUGGCGGGGCGAUGCAACCGUCAAAGCUUAAUCGAAAACCCUGCAAACGGCCAGAUUAUAUAACCAGCUCUUCCGUUGACUUUCCCCUUGAAGUGGCUACAAACGGUGGAUCUCUUCAGCAGAUCAACAAACCUCAGCCGGCUCCGCGUUUGUCCAUUGCGGCUUCAAGAGGGGUCACCGCUGGCGACAGAGACAGUGUGGCUUCUCCCGGAGGACUCGUUCAUUCAGUGUCGUCCGAGAAUAAUCUGAAUAAUCUUUCGAUGAGAUGCAAUACGUCAUUGGACGAAAAUGUCAAUGGAUCCCAAUCGGAGAAUAGUUACGCAGACAACACUUUGGUCUUCACCCACACAUCUGCCGAUCCGAGUAUAUCAUCUGAAUCAUCGUCGUUAUCCCGUUCCAUACACCGUGAGCUUCCCAGUUAUCAACUAUCGAUCGCAUCCAGCCUGGGUCAUAAUUACGAACAAUCACAGCCGACAAUUGCAAAUCUUCAUUCCAAUAAUAUGAGUUGCAGUGAGCUUCUGGACAGUGAAUUACCUGCUUCCAAUAACUAUCACCAUCAUUCCUAUCACCACCAUCACCAUCAUCAUCACCCCCAGUUGCAUUCAAGUUCCGCCCAUCACCAUCAGUCGCAUCAUCAUCAUCCGUCGGCGAACAUUAGCAGUGGUAGUAGCACUUCUAGCAGCACCACUAGUGAUGCAGAUAACCAAAAGGGACCUCCUCCGCUUCCACCAAAGCCAAAAAUCCUACCUAUGAAGCCCUCCAACUGGGGUCAUUCCACAGCAAAUACCAGUGGCGGCAGCAGCAGCAACACUAUGAGCACGAGCCUUUGCAAUUUAUCCACCAGCUCAAGCGGGAAUGAGGUUAACACUAGUAGUCUUAACGGUGUAAGUGGUAGUAAUAGUAACAGUAAGGAGAGAAGAUUACCUGAACAGGUGGCUGAAGUUUCGGAGCAGCACCAACAACAGCCGCAGCAACGAACGAGAAGUGUAUAUUUGGAUCAUGCAAGUAGCAGCUUUGUAUAGAAAUAAGACCUAGGGAAAUUAUCAUUUUAGCGCUAGGUUUCAUAGAUUUUUUAUUCAGAAGUUCGCUUCUAAAGCGAUUUUUUCUUUCAGAGACUUUUUUAUAUGUGUAGUAUAUAUACCUUCUGCUUUUAUUUAUUCCUCUGUCGAAACACAUGUAUUAUUUUAAAUUUUUUCCUCCAUCAUCUAUUGUACAUAGAAAAACAUAUUUGCAACA
Molecule: messenger RNA, 6812 nt
Organism: Toxorhynchites rutilus septentrionalis
Lineage: Eukaryota; Metazoa; Arthropoda; Insecta; Diptera; Culicidae
Gene: loco
Product: regulator of G-protein signaling loco
Exons: 6
Coding region: 821-6598 (1925 amino acids)
Biological process (GO): signal transduction
Molecular function (GO): protein binding; GTPase activator activity
Source: RefSeq, a predicted model, not a curated record